This is a messenger RNA of Drosophila ananassae, 316 nucleotides long. RefSeq lists its product as uncharacterized. The record is from RefSeq and is a predicted model, not a curated record. NCBI's taxonomy places the organism in Eukaryota, Metazoa, Arthropoda, Insecta, Diptera, Drosophilidae.
ACCAGUGUGUACACCACAAUUGUAGCAGCAUCUUCAGCUUCUUCCUCUUAGCCAUUCACUUGGAAAUAAUAAAUAAAAAAAUUAUUUUUGUUUACUAAAAUGCUCUCGUUGCACUCUCUUUGCCGAAAUGGCGGAAAAAACCUCAAAAUGCAGACUAAAAAACUGUUUUCAAAAUACAACUAUCAGCUAAUAAGUCUGAUUGAAAAUAUAACCGAUAUGUUUGUAAGCUUUUUGUUAUUUUGUGCUAUGAAGAAUAACUAAGUUUUUAUCUUUUAGAUGAAUUUUGAUAAAUAAAACGUACACUGUGAUAUGAUCA